Emiliania huxleyi CCMP1516 is the source of this 2165-nucleotide messenger RNA. RefSeq lists its product as hypothetical. The transcript has 6 exons. The record is from RefSeq and is a predicted model, not a curated record. Bases 362 to 2092 code for a protein of 576 amino acids. Lineage: Eukaryota; Haptophyta; Isochrysidales; Noelaerhabdaceae. Gene Ontology annotation, molecular function: protein binding.
CGGCGGAGGGGGCGGAGACCGCAGCGCAGGAGGGGGUGGGGGCGGUGGCAGAGGAGGCGGCGGCGGCUGCGGCGGCAGCAGAGCUCGCGGGAGAGACCGAGCAGGCCGCGGCAGAGGAGCAGGCCGCGGCAGAGGAGCAGGCCGCGGCAGAGGAGGCGGCGGCAGAGGAGGUGGCGGCGGCAGAGGAGGCGGCGGCGGCCGAGGCGGCGGCAGCGGCCGAGGCGGCGGCAGCGCAGCAGCAGACGGCGGAGGCGGAGCGGGCGGCGGCAGCGGCAGCGGCGGCGGCAGCGGCAGCAGCGGCGGCGGUGGUGGCGUGGAGGCACCGCCCCCCGAGUCUCCCCGCCGUCUGGGCAAACAGCCAAUGGCGGCGGCCGAGCGAGCGGCGCCGGCCGCUCCUGCAGAGCCGAAGCCGCCUCCCGGGCUGGGCAAGGCGGUCCAGGUCUUUGCCAAGCUGCUGUCCGGCGAUUCGUUUACGCUCAAUUGCCCGCUGGACGCGAGGGUCGACUUUGUGAAACGGCUGGUCGAGUGGAAGGCAACAAUAAACGGGCGAGACCUCCCCGCCGGCUGCCAGCGGCUGAUCUUUGCGGGCAAGAACCUGGAGGACCACCAUACGCUGGAGGGCAACAGGCUGGCCAAGGAGAGCACGCUGCACGUGGUUGACACGCGGGGUUUCGCGACGACGAUGGAGGAGAAGGAGACGUUCGACGGCACCGACGGCUUCAUUGUCACGAGCAAGCUCGACGUCGCCCCCGCGCAGCGGUGGCUGCUCGACAACCAAGAUGCGCUCUCGCGCAGCGCAGACCCCUGGUUUGCAAACCAGCUCAAGUACUUCCUCGAGCGCGACGGCAGCAGCCCCUUCUCCGAGGUGAUCGCCGACCACUGGCAUCGCGGCCUUGGCGGCACGCAGCACAACGACCCGACCAAAUGGCCGGACGUGCCGGAGCCGAUCCGAGACCUCGACGCGCAGCUGCGCAAGAAGCUGAUCGAGCCGGGCGAGCAACCGCUGCCGCUGCUUGGUGAUCGCGAGACGGGCGACUUUGUGCUGGGCUACGCGCAGCUGACGCUGAUGCCGGUCAACACGAGCAAGAGGGAGGCGGGCGUCGGCGCGCACUCCGACAAACCCGCGUACGGCGACGUGAUCAUCACCGUCGGCAUCGCCGGGCAGGCGGAGGUGGUUCUGACGAAAGAGGCGAAGAGCACCAUCGGCAGCUCAACGGUUGUGCCGAUCCUCCGGCGGAGGACCAUCAAGGCCGCCAUGGCGUACUGCCUGUACGGGCAGUCGAGGUGGAAGGUGAAGCACGACGUGCUCGUGAGCGACAGCGUCCCACCGCUGGACGGCCUCGUGAUGAUGGACCAGCAGAAGAAGGCUGGCUACACCGUCCCCGUCGCACGCGUCGCCGUCACGCUGCGCUACUUCCGCCGCUCAUGGUGCGAGCUGCUGCGCAAGGCGCGGCAGCCUUCGCCGCCACUUGCGCCGCCGCCGCCCGCCGUUGAAGCGGGCGACAUCGUCGACGUCUUCUCGUUCAGCCCGGGCGGCAUCCCCGAGAACCGGAGAGAGUACCCAUACACCUACCCCGCCAUCGUGGCGUUCGUCGACGCGCACGCGCAGCACCUGUGGGUCAACAUGGUCUCCGACGGGCUGGUGCGAGACAGCGAGAACGAGGCGUCGGUGCUCGCAAAGGUGCCGUUCUGUUCCGCGACGCCGUCGAGCCCGACCAUCAAGCUGCGCUGCCACAAGAUCCCGGCGACGCGACGCAGCGUCCACGCGACCCCUCCCGUCGCCCUCCCCCGACCUUUCCCGGACCUCUCCACAGGCCACGCAGCGCAUCAUCAACGUGAACCGCCUGCUGGUCUGGCUGACCGGAUUUGCCAAGGAGCAGGAGCUGUACGCGGAGCAAGCACAGCGCGAUUUCGGCUUCGAGGUGCGCCACACGUUUGGGCGGCUCAAGGCGCUACACUGGCCCGUCAACGCGCCGACGUCCUGCCGCGCCUUCAACAUGUCGUACGACGAGCUGUUCAACGAGCUCGCCCAGGAAACGGGGGACGAGAUGAGCGGGCAGAACCGCAUAGCGAGGCUGCUGAACCCAGCUAGCUGAGAGUGACGUUGACUCAGACUCUUCUGAUUGGGUCGCGCCGUAUGUCUUUUGUGAGAUGCUUGUACUGUA